AUGAACCCUAAUUUUUCUCCUGUUGAAUCAGUUGAACAAUACCUUACAGAUGACCCUUCCUUCAUGGCUCUCUCGAAUGGCUUCUUCAUGGACAACCAUACUAGGAAUCUGAGCUAUGACGCUGCUUUGCCGGAGCUGCAGGGUGUUAGUAGCUCCAGUGAUACGGUGUUUUCCGCCGGGAUUAAUGAUCACAAAAUUAUGGCUCGGCCAGGUGGUUAUGAUAUGGCUGGUGGUAGUAACCCAGGAUCUGUGGCGGGUGAAAAGAACGCGCCACCUAGAUGGAGGAAUUACAGAGGCGUGAGGCGGCGGCCAUGGGGGAAGUUUGCGGCGGAGAUUCGGGACCCGAACAGGAAUGGUGCGAGGACAUGGCUGGGAACUUAUGAGAGGGAGGAGGAUGCAGCUUUGGCUUAUGAUAGAGCUGCUUUCAAGAUGAAGGGUAGGAAAGCUAAGCUCAAUUUUCCACACCUUAUUGGGUCAGAACCACUGCCGGAGCCGGCAAGAGUAGUCGCCGGACAGAAACGGCGCCGCCUUCUGGAAGGAAAGCCAGUAGGCUGGUCUACAGAAUAA
Messenger RNA from Neltuma alba, 567 nucleotides. Its product is annotated as ethylene-responsive transcription factor ABR1-like. NCBI's taxonomy places the organism in Eukaryota, Viridiplantae, Streptophyta, Magnoliopsida, Fabales, Fabaceae. The record is from RefSeq and is a predicted model, not a curated record. Gene Ontology annotation, molecular function: DNA binding; DNA-binding transcription factor activity. The coding region runs from base 1 to 567 and encodes 188 amino acids. The transcript has a single exon. Gene Ontology annotation, biological process: ethylene-activated signaling pathway; regulation of DNA-templated transcription.